UUGUUUACAACGUCCGGGGAGGGCUCAAGCGGAAGAUAACUAAAAAAGAACGCACGUUCUGUUAACGUUAGACCCAAAUAGUUUUAAGAAGAAUUCCAAGAUGUCUACAGUCCAAAGUAUGAGACGGUUCGUGUGCGAUAGAAUGACCGCGGCAGCUCAAGAGAUUUUGGGAGCCUUCGAAAGGAAAAUAGAAAACUACGAGGCAGAAAUCGCCCGUCAACGCAGACUCCUGAACGCCGUUUUGACUCCGGAGAUAAAGUUGCACCGGACAGAGCUGCUACAGAUAUGUGGAGGGGAGGAGGAGGCUCUCCACUCACACCAGUAUGCUAAUACCAGUUUGGUCCCACCAGAUCCUCCACCGAUUAAAGAGGAGCAUGAGGACAUGUGCAUUAGUCGGGAACAACAGCAGCUUGCCAAACAACCGGAGACUGAAGCUUCCAAGUUGACUCCAGCUUGUGAGAAAAGUGUCCACUCUCAGCCUUUGGACCCUCAACAAACUGAAAGCACGGCAAACAACGAAAUAUUAUCUCCAUCUGACAAGGGGAAUUCUGCAGCAUCUUCACCGAGCACAGGCCACAAGCUCCUCUCUCACAACUCUUGUGUGAGAGCUGAGAGCCAAGAUCCCAUAACUUUUACCCAAGGAAAUGCAGCGGCAAGUAGACUUAUUGAGUCAACACAAACUCAUAAAAGCAACGAGAACACCCCAUCAGCUAUAGGUACUGAAGAUACAUCUCUUAAGAAAAACAAGAACACCACAUCAGCUACAAGCACCGAGCAAACAUCUCUUAAGAAAAGCAACAACGAGAACACAACAUCAGCCAUAGGUACUGAAGAUACAUCUCUUAAGAAAAACAAGAACACCACAUCAGCUACAAGCACCGAGCAAACAUCUCUUAAGAAAAGCAACAACGAGAACACAACAUCAGCCAUAGGUACUGAAGAUACAUCUCUUAAGAAAAGUAACAACCAGAACAAGACAUUAACUACAAGCACAGAGCAACCAUCGCUUAAGAAACGUAACGACGAGAACACCACAUCAGCUAUAGGUACUGAGAGAACAACCAAUAGAACAGGCAAAAACAAUAAUACGGCAUCAGCUAAAAGUACUGAGGAUAAAUCUCUUAAGAACAGCAACAAAGAGAAAACAACAUCAGCUAUAUGUACUGAGCAAACAAAGACCAAUGACGAGAACACAACACCUGCUGUAGGUACAGAGCAAACAACCAAUAGGAUAACCAAUGACAAGAACACAACAUCAGCUACAAGUACCGAGGAAACAUCUAUUAAGAAAAGUAUUGCCGAGAACACAUCAGCUACAAGUACUGAGCAAACAGCUCCUAAGAAAUGUGAUGAAGAGAACAUGGCAUCAGCUAUAUGUGUCAAGACAUCACCAAAUAAGAACUGUAACAAUGACAACCCAGGAUCAAGUGGAAAUACUGAGCAAGCGCUAAAUAAGAAGCAUGACAAAAACACAAGGCCAAUCACAGGCGUUGAAUCAACCCCACACAAGAGUGGCGAUGGUAACGUUAAAUCAGCAAUUGGUGGGCCCACUGAGCCAACACUCAAUAAGGAAAUGGAUAAUGUAAAAACACUAGUGACUAGUUCUGAGCUAAUCAAAGAUAACUACGAGAGCACAAAGUCAAAUGAGACACCGACAGGAAAUAGUAAGCCAAGUAACCAAACACCAAGUAAGAAAAGCCCGAAUGUGAGGCCGGCCUCAACAGGACGUUUUGAGACAACACCAAAUAGGAACCCUAAGAAUGACAAGGCGACCUCAACUACAAGCUCUGAAGCACCAUGUAAGGAAUGCAAAGAUGAGGAUAGAACAUCAAAAACCGAUGCUGAGACCACACUAAAAGGGAAUCGAAGCAACAGGAAAAAACCAUCAACCAGAGGUACUGUGCGAGCGCCCAGUAAGACGCCUAAUGGUGAGAACACAACAUCUAAACAAACAUUUAGCAAUAAGAUCGCAACAUCUGCUCGAGGCACCAAGCAGACACUGAACGAUAAACGUAAUGAUGACCCAGCAUCAAAAGGAAAUGACGCAUCAACAACAAACAACAAAAGCCAAGAUGUGAUACAGACCACAGCUGGAAGUGUUGAGUCAAUACCAAGUAAGAGGUGUAGCAAUGGGAAGAGAACAUCAGCCAGAAGAACUGAGGAAACGUCCAACAAUAAGGCCACAACAUCAACCAGUGACCCAAGUGAGAAAUGUAACAAUGGGAGGACCACAUCAACUAGAAGAACUGAACCAACUUCAAAUAGGGUACCCAAUGAUGGUACAAUAACACCAACUGGAAUAACUAAAACAGCACAAUUUGAAAAAUCCAAAGGUGUGAAUCCAACCUCUACUGGAAGUAUUGAGCCAACUGCAUAUAUAAAUUUUAACAGCGAGAACACAUCAGCUAAAAGUAUUAAACCAACAGCAAAAAGGAAACACGACAAUGGGAAAGUAACGGUGACCACAAGUACACAGCCAUCGCCAAAUAAGAAGCACUGCGAUGGGCCCCCAGCAUCCACCACGAGCAACAACCCAACCCCAAAUAGGAGGCCCAAGAGUGGGAGUGCAACGUCAGAAGGAGGCACUGUCCCAACCCCAAAUAAGACGCACACAGAUGAAAGGACAACGUCAACCACUGCAGCUACGGCUUCAACCAGAAGUUCAAGGCAAGAACAAAGGGAGAAACGUAAGAGUGAGAGCGCAACAUCAAGUGUAAGCACCAACCCAACGGCCAACAGGAAGGACGGCAUCCAACACGACGACAACCCUUACAAGUGUGACAGGUGCAGCAAAGUGAUGACGAAUUUCAAAAACUACAAGUUCCACAUGAAGUCCCACACCGUGGCGAAGACUUUCAAGUGCGACACUUGCGGCAAAAUGUUCAGGGAGAGCUGGGACUUGAACAAACACGUGUUGAUUCACGCCGUCGACAAGCCCUUCAAGUGCAAGGAGUGCGGGCACGGGUUCUACCGUCAGUACAACCUGGAGCUGCACCUUCGGGUGCACACGGGGGAAAAGCCCUUCAGGUGCGACACCUGCGACAAAAGCUUCAGCUCGUGCGCAAACAUGAAGAAGCACAUGAGGACUCACACGGGGGAGAAGCCCUACAGCUGCGGCGACUGCGGGAAGGAGUUCGCCGACUGCUCGGCCUUCAAGAAUCACCGGCGCGUGCACACAGGGGAGAAACCCUACAAGUGCAACGUGUGCAAGAAGCGCUUCGCCGCCCGCACGACCCUGAGGAGGCACAGCAGGACGCACACGGGGGAGAGGCCGUACCUGUGCACCGUGUGCGACAAGGCGUUCGGCAACCGGUCGGACCUCACGGGCCACAUGAGGUUACACACGGGGGAGAAGCCAUACGAAUGCGCCACGUGUCGGGAACGCUUCUCCACCUGGAACAAACUCCACAAACACAAGCGGGUGCACGCCAGUGACGCGCCAAGCUCCUCCACCUAAAGCCCCCACGUGCUUGGGAAACGCCCUACUCCUGGUUGUUGAGACAGGGCGACGGCGGGCAGUCUGCUGGUGCGAGCGCCACGUGCACGGUCAUAUUUGCAGGGAUAAAAAUGUACACAUUUAUAUGUACAGACUUUUUCAGGGGGAUGGGCUGUUAUAAUGGUAGGGAAAACCUGUUCUGAUGGAAGGGACCCAAUUACUCAUGCCAGUUUAAGUUGUCGUAUCUUGUUGUUUUCUACUGAAUUGCAAUUGAACUUGUCGGAGUAAAUCUAGAUCAGUGGAGUUCACCUUUUUAAAAUUUUAUUAUAGAUUAUUUUAAGUCUGUGGUAGACAAAGGUUUGUCUUGGUCUCAUCCCUGGCAGGUAUCAGAUUUAUUGUACUCACGGUUAUUUAUAAAUCCAUGUAAUAUUUCUCUGCACUACUAAAUUAUGUCCAUGUCAUUGAAUCCCAAUGAAAUGCAAUUGAAUCUAUGGCUAUACCAUGACAAAAUGUAGAAAAGACCAAGGGGGGGGAGAGAUACUUCUCAAUUAACUUUAGACCGUACCAUAUGAAUUUAGAAAAGCAACAUAGGAAAUAACUAUUUCACUUGCUCUCCCAGGUAAUGUUUGGGACGGCAGUUAAUGAAGCAGACACAACAGUCCGGAUGAGUGGAUAUAGACGUGUAUUACACUGGUGUCUCCCUGCAGGAACACCUGAUGAUCCCAUGAUUCACUUCCUCCUCCGAACACUAGACAGCAGGCACGAGUUACUUUGAAGCCUCUGUCUAAAACGUUCUGGGCUAUACAAAUGCAGAUGUUGAAACAGAAAUACGAAGAUUUUAAAGUUUAAUAUUUCACCUGAAAAGUGUUUUCACCACAGUGCCAUGUAUUCAAAGUACUGUUAUUCAUUAAAUUCAAUCGUUACACUACAG
Pungitius pungitius (ninespine stickleback) is the source of this 4367-nucleotide messenger RNA. Its product is annotated as mucin-5AC-like. Gene Ontology annotation, biological process: urogenital system development; regulation of transcription by RNA polymerase II; embryo development. The transcript has 2 exons. The record is from RefSeq and is a predicted model, not a curated record. Gene Ontology annotation, cellular component: nucleus. Bases 101 to 3457 code for a protein of 1118 amino acids. NCBI's taxonomy places the organism in Eukaryota, Metazoa, Chordata, Actinopteri, Perciformes, Gasterosteidae. Gene Ontology annotation, molecular function: DNA-binding transcription factor activity, RNA polymerase II-specific; RNA polymerase II transcription regulatory region sequence-specific DNA binding.